AAGCUGAUUAUCAGGCGUCGUUAUUCAUCUCAGCACCGUGAGACAAUUCGUCCGGGCAGCAAAGUUUAUCAGUGUACGACAUGCAGGUACAAAACUGCGCACGAAGAUCGUUUCCAGGAACAUCGCAUCGAUCAUGCUGUGCGUAUCCAACAGCGUCUAACGACAUCAAUUAAACGGGCUGCACAAGGUGGGGAUCGUUGGAUAAAGCCAAGAUUUACCCGCAAAGGGACGCGUGUCGCAAAUCAGCUAACAUGCUCCAAAUGCUCCUUUUAUUGUGACACUGCCGUAGCAUACAAUACGCAUAUCGAGAUGCAUGGGGCAAAGUCGAUUUUCACAUGUUGUGUUUGCGACUAUUCAUCAAUGACAAAGAACGUUGUUGAUUUUCAUGAAGCCAAUCAUCAUUUGAGCGAGUCGCUUUCAACUUUGGCUAAGGCAAAACUGGGAAAUGAUGAUACGGAAAUGAAGAAACCGGUCAGAGAGGUACUGCGCUGUUGCCGUUGUGAUUUUACAGCGCACACCAUAGUAUAUUUCACGAAGCAUUGGGCACAAGCACAUUCCAGUACAUCGGAGGAUAAAGCGAUUGCAGGAGAGCUCGAAAUGGGUUUGAAGCAGUGCAGUGUAGCUUAA
Messenger RNA from Gongylonema pulchrum, 627 nucleotides. The record is from the annotation of a GenBank genome assembly. NCBI's taxonomy places the organism in Eukaryota, Metazoa, Nematoda, Chromadorea, Rhabditida, Gongylonematidae.